Racocetra fulgida is the source of this 232-nucleotide messenger RNA. The record is from the annotation of a GenBank genome assembly. Lineage: Eukaryota; Fungi; Glomeromycota; Glomeromycetes; Diversisporales; Gigasporaceae.
UACACCUUCAGAAAAUGCUAAGCCGCCCUCAAAUCCUCCUGUCAAGAAAGUGAAAAAGCUCGUAAAAAAGGGAGAUUUGCCAAUUACAUCUUGUCAUAAUGGAUUAGACAAAUCGGUUAUCACACAAUUUAAGGAACAAGAGGUGCAAAUGAUAGUAUCAGAUAAGCUUGUGGCUGAUACAGAAACGCAAAAAAACACGCUUGAAGAAUAUGUUUAUGAUACUCGAUCCAAA